AUGACGUACGUGAAAUGCGGUAUAUUUUAUCCAGAUGUAAGUUACAUUGGGUUUAAUCAUGUACCCGUUAAUUAAUCCUCUAUUUAAUUAAUAAAACCCAGCGAAGGCUCAGACCAACAUCUCUCACGCUGGUUGAACGGGAACCAUCACUGUUCCAACAAUAUGGGACUUCCUCCCGUUUCCAUGCUGUUCGCUACCUUUCGUAUUCGGAUGUCAAAAUGAAGGAACGGCGAACUGUAACUACCCUGUAUCGUGCGCAGUGGAAAUGGCCUGAGUUCCUGAACAUACCCAAACUCAAAUUUGGAACACGAAAGGUUUUUCCAUUGGACCCAUCCGCGUUCAUGCAAUGGCUCACACAUCGCAGUACUGGAUUACACAACUUGCCGUUCCCAAGUCCAAAUACGGAGAAUUUUUCCCCGGAUCCUGAUGAACCCAGAGAAAAUGCUCUUGUUGCUGUUAGCAGCGAAUCAUACCAUAUCGGCCAACAUGAGAUACACGAGGAAACGCAGCAAUCGGAGUCGUUCGAUUCUGAGAAUGAGGGAAGUUUAGAUGUCACCGAGGCACCUUCAGAAGUAGCGAAUGUUCUACACGCUCCAAUAGUGCGCGUUACACACACAGAAUUGCCUGAAGAAGAAUGUCCCGUCCCCGAGUGGAAGAUAUUAGCGAACGAAUUCCCUAGGCUUCGUCAAUCAAUCGAGAAAAAACAAAUUUGGGGGAAAAUGCUCGGAAUACCUGGACUCGGCUUCGUCGUUGAUAAGGUCGACAACGUUGCUUGGCAGGCGAUGACGCGAAUGCCAGCAUUGCAAGAAUUCAUUCUCAAGAGGUGGGACAGAUCUGACUAUCGCAGAUACUCGGAGGGAAGUCACACAUCGGCUCAUUCUAGCGAGCACGAUUCCCGCGAAUUUGAGAUUCGCGAGCAAGGGACGAAUUUUGCUAACUUUUGCGCUAAUCAAGUCAAGAAAGCUGUGACUGCCAUACCCAGGUCACUCGCAGACAAAAUGAUUUCGGUUUAUCUCCACCCUCGUUUCGAAGCAGACGCGGAUAGCGAUGAUGAGUCUUGCUGUUCAACGCACAUUGAAAAAUUAGCGAAGCAAACACAUUAACUCUCGACAGACAAACAUUUUCCGUUUGUGAUGCAGUUAGAUGCACACAGUGUUCAUUCA
Molecule: messenger RNA, 1163 nt
Organism: Notodromas monacha
Lineage: Eukaryota; Metazoa; Arthropoda; Ostracoda; Podocopida; Cyprididae
Source: the annotation of a GenBank genome assembly